GAAUUAAGUUAUGGUGGUUAGGAGGCAAUCCCAUGUGAUUCUUAACCUCAUUUUCCAUCCGGCAAGGACCUGCAGCUGUAUGCCUUACAGGUUCCACCAUCUCUACUAGAUGAUAAUUGACGAAGUUCCCUCCUUAUAUACAUGUCAUCUUCUGUGAUGGCCUCUCCACAGCCAAACCCCAACUUGCAUAUAGAACCAGCCCAGCUCCUCAGAUCUCUCUACCUUUCCAACAAGAGAUACUCGAAGACCAUUACCUAUUUGACAAAUCAUCAUGGCUCCUCGAUUCCCAAGAAUUGGUCAUGCUAAGCGGAUGCUUCGACAAGCCAGUUGCAGCUCGGAUGUUCCAAAAGGCCACUUUGCUGUGUAUGUUGGAGAAACUCAAAAGACAAGAUACGUGGUUCCAAUCUCCUUCUUGAAAAAUUCUUCAUUCCAGAGCCUGCUAUCCCAAGCUGAAGAGGAGUUUGGGUUCAAUCACCCUGCCAGUGGACUCACCAUCCCUUGCAGCGAAGAAGUCUUCAUUAGAUUGACCUGUUAAUCCGUAGACUCAUGUAGAGGAGGUUUAGAAACGGCAGGUGCAGAGGAUCGCAUCCCUAACAUCGUUGACACCAAUACAAAUUUUGGCUCUUAGGACAUAGGCACUUGAUCAAGUCCCAUGUAAUGUAAAGAGAAAUCUUGUUUUCUAAUGACUACAGAGUUUUCCUCCAUUGUCUACAA
Molecule: messenger RNA, 714 nt
Organism: Punica granatum (pomegranate)
Lineage: Eukaryota; Viridiplantae; Streptophyta; Magnoliopsida; Myrtales; Lythraceae
Source: RefSeq, a predicted model, not a curated record